Phytophthora infestans T30-4 is the source of this 2187-nucleotide messenger RNA. RefSeq lists its product as uncharacterized. Gene Ontology annotation, biological process: axonemal dynein complex assembly; cilium-dependent cell motility; regulation of cilium movement. The record is from RefSeq and is a predicted model, not a curated record. The coding region runs from base 1 to 2187 and encodes 728 amino acids. NCBI's taxonomy places the organism in Eukaryota, Oomycota, Peronosporomycetes, Peronosporales, Peronosporaceae. The transcript is spliced from 2 exons. Gene Ontology annotation, cellular component: axoneme; axonemal dynein complex.
AUGACGAUGGACUCGACUGCGUCCUCUUCCAAGGCGCACGCAGACCCGUCGACAGAGGCGAUUGAUCGAGCGGUUCGUGUAAAUGUGCGUCGACAGCGCAUUGACACACGCAGCGCCUCCAAAGAUGAUGCCUCGAGGAAGAAACAGUUGCAGGUGGGCGAGUCGCAGCGCAUGAGCCGCGGCAAGCAGCAGGUCGUAGACAGUCUCAACCUGCUCGACCGCCACAAAUUGGCAGGGAUCCGCCAUGUCACGAGCGUUCGAGUGGAUGCAGAUGACGCCGAGAAUCGACGUCGCAUCGAGGAAGAAGAGCGACGUCACAAGCGCGUGGAAAAGUUGCAGCAAGAAGCCAUCGAUAGUGGCGCAAAGAACGCUGCUGUUGAGAUGAGAUGGACAGAUAUAUUCGAGUUCAGUAUGCCACAGGAGCUGCACAACGAGCUGGAGCUGCAGAAUCGCGCUUGUACAGAGAUCUUGGCGUCGAAAUAUACCGUCAUCCGCGAGUUUCAGCGCCAUUUGAAGGCCAAGGACGAAGAAUACGUCAAUGCGCUUAAGUUUCAGGCGGAAGAGGUCGAAAAUCUAGUCGACCGCAUGAGCCAGCAGUAUCGAGAGAUGCAGGACGAGUACGAGCUCGAACUUGAGCAGAUGGAAGACGCUUUUAUGAAAGAGCGAGAUGAUCUCAUCGCGAACAACAAGCUCGAGAUUGACUCACUGUUUGAGCGGCGACGAGAGAUGGAGAUGGUCUACAUGGAAGCCAAACAAGCGCGAGACGAGCAGUACUUACAGGAGAUCGAAGAUUUGCGAGUGCGCGAUGCAGAGGACUACAACGAGCUCAAGGUCAAGCUGGAGACCAACAUCCAGACACUUGAGCAGCAACUCGAAGAGAUGCGUGCAACGUACCAGCUCAACACAGAAAAACUGGAGUACAAUUAUCGAGUUCUCACGGAGCGAGACAUGGAGAACUCUGCAAUGCUGAGCCAACAGAAGCGCAAGCUGGCGCGUUUGAAAGACGCGCUGGCUUCACUUAUAGCCAAGUACAACCAGACCGAUGCGCGUGAUCGGCAUCAAAAUGAGGAACUGACAGAAGAAUACCGACGUCUGACGAAGCAGUACCGUGACCUACAGAGGAAAUACGCUCAUUUCGAGGCCAGCGACAGCAGCAAGUUUGGCGAGGUCUGGCAGAUGCACGAAGAGGAAGCAAUCUGUAAGAUCGAGAAGCUGCUGGAUGCUGACCGCAUUAUCCAUGAACAGCAGCUUGGACUUACGUGGCGACCACCUGUUCAAUCGAUUAAAAACUGGAGCCAAUCAGCUAAAGCAGGCAACAUAGCGGCACUUCAAAAGCAACUCGAAAACGGAGACGAGUCGUCACCCGAUGCCAUUGAGAUCAACAAAAGUGGCAACAAGAGAGACGACAGCGGAGGCAAUCCCGAUCAAGACGACUUUGACGACGAGUCCGUCGAGGAGUACACGCCGCUUAUCAAGAAAAUAUCUGGCCUCAAGUUGAAAUACAUGCUGAAAAUGCUCGCGUCUGAGGCCGGAUUCCUGGUUAAUGGCAGUGUCCAGCAGGCUCUCAAUAAUCUUCCUAAUGAUGAGGCUGAACUGGUGAAGGCGGACAUGAUUAUGCGUGCUCUCGGGGUGGACAGGGAAGAGGAAAUGGAGAAACUGAUGGGGUACUUCUUCGAAGACCCCCGACAAGAAGUAUCAGACAACAGUAAAGACAACAAAUCACCCGGCAACGACGAAUCGAAGGCGUCAUGGGGUCUUAUGGUUGGACCAGAGGAUGUCAUCCGAGUCAUCAAGCAGUUCGUUGAAGAGAUGAACGACCAGAAGCGAGCUGCCCCGUUCGCUCGGAUCCUCCACCGAUCAGCAAAUGGCGAGUCUGAAGCGGUGAAGAAAAACAGUAAGAUAACCAGCUCGGCAGCGCUAAAAGCCAAGACACGAAAGGCAGAGAAGGAAUACUGGCAGAAUAUUAUUAAGGUGUUCCCGGCAGAAAAGAUUCGCACUAUGGCUACGCUUGAGAAGGGUUUGAUGUACUACAACAAGGCACUAUUGCGGCGUAAAGAGCUGGUUGACGACGUUACUGCCAUGAAGGCGCAGAACACCGAGCUCAAGAAUCUUCUUAAACAGUAUCUGGCUGCCCCUAUUAACGAGGAUCUCAUCGUGCCACCAACUCAGAUGCAGCUGUACCAGUGA